UGGGAAUAAAACAUUUAAGAUUACUGUAUACAUGCCUUGUGUUUGCCUGUAUUCUAACAAUACUUUCUUUUUCUGUUUAACACAGGCAGUGAGUAAUAUAUCACAACUGUGUAACAGUGUGGAACAAACUGGUAGCAGAUGCAAACCCAAUUUGAUUUCUGGUAACCUUAGCUUUUGGCAUUUCACAGGACCGUUACAAUACAGUGUCUGGAAAGAAAUGAAGUCUAUCAUUACCCCUGUUCCAGCCUCACUGUUCCUCGAUUCCAACACAGCACACAGAGAUUUUGUUCUAUCCCAGGACCUGACCAGCGUGGUGAAAGCUAAUCCAUAUCAAAAUAUGUCUCCGUUGCUUCAGAUUCACGCUGAGAUGAUGGCUAAGUUGGACGAGAUAUCUGAGAUGCUUGAGAUGGAAAAAUAUAAUGCUGUUUUAGCAUCCCAGGGGUUCUCAUCAGGAAGACACUAUUGGGAAGUAGAGGUGGGUGACAACGCAUGGUGGUUUCUUGGAGUAGCAGCAAAGUCUGUCAUCAAGGAGGGAAGUAUCCCUCUGUCUGUCACUUCUGGUCACUGGGCCAUUUGUUUGAAAGCAGGGAGUAAAUACUUCACAUGUGAACAGGUACUAAAAUUGCUUAGCCUCAGCAUAAACCCACAUAAGAUUGGGGUGUACCUCGAUUAUGAAGGAGGACAGAUAUCAUUUUACAAUGCUGACAACAUGACUCACAUUCACACCUUCAGUGAUACCUUCAAGGAAUGUCUCUACCCUUCCUUUAGCCCUAAUUAUGUACAUUGCUGCAGUAAACCACUAAAAUUAUUUCACUUGAAGCUAUAAUUUUUCCAAAAGUUAAGCAUCUUGCUCUGGGAUAUUCUUCACUAUAAGAUUUAUUAUCAUUGCUUUAAAUUAAACAAUCAUCACACACUAAAAGGUUUUAUGUGAGCACAGGAUGGGACUCCAUAUUUAAACCUCCUUGGACUUCUCCUGAUAUACUGCUGCCAUAAAAUGGCUGCAAACUUUAUAAAUAAAGCAUUUAAAGAAAUUAUGCUAAGCAUUGGUGAUCUACAUCAUAGAUAUACUAUGCAAACUGCAUUUUUUAAUGGAAAUGACAUCUAUAAAUUUGGCCUACAAACAGAACCUAAGAGUUAAAAGUCUGAAAUGUAUGAAAUCUGCUGGUCAUAAAUACUAACAUUUAUAUUAAAGCAGAGAUUUUUGACUGAAGAAUGUAUAACUUCAUACUGAAAUUUCACAAUUUGCCAUUUAAGCUCAACAUGUUUGGGUAAAGUUUUCUGGACUGGAGAUGUCUUCAUGAAGCUGAAUUUUGAUAUGCUAACAGAAGUUUGCCAAUGAAUUUAAAUUUUACCACUUUUUUAUUGUGAUUGUACUGUAGGUAAUAUAGCAUCAAUCAACUGUGGUAAAGUUGUUGGCCACAAACAUGAGUCAACAGUGGUAGAAUUUUUUGAUGUAUAAAUUAAUGACUAUAUGAUUCUUAUAAAUCAAAUGUAAUGGCACAUUAUCUGUGCAACACUAACAUUUAUAGUUCUGUUUUUAUAAUGAUACAUUGACUGUGAGCAUAAAUGGUCCAGUAGGGUGUCUUAACUGGAUACAUGUCAUAUGGUCAAAUGAUUAAAACAUCAAACCUCACUUCAGUGAAAUGAGCGCAUUGAACAUGUGAAUCAUUGAAAACCGACAUCAGCGAAUCUCACCAUAUCAACUAGUAAUAGUUGGCCAAUAGCUGCACAUAGCUUGGAAAGAAUAUACAUAUUUACUCCCAUCAUGUUAUACGUACCAAACGUAAGAUGCUAAUAACGCAGUCGUUGGAUAAUAUUGUUAUUCAGCGUGGUGAGAUUCGCUGAUGUCAUCUUUCCAUGAUUAAGACUUGAUGCUCUUGUCUUGCGAAGUGAGAUUCGAUGUUUUAAUCGUUUGUCCAUAUGACAUGAAUCCAUCUUAACCACAGACUGCUAUUCUUAGAACUGUGUAUAGUUAUGUUUCUGUUUAAUUUUUUUGUGUAGUGUGCAUAAUACAACUACUACUACUACUACUACUAA
Messenger RNA from Protopterus annectens (West African lungfish), 2037 nucleotides. Its product is annotated as zinc-binding protein A33-like. Bases 32 to 826 code for a protein of 264 amino acids. NCBI's taxonomy places the organism in Eukaryota, Metazoa, Chordata, Ceratodontiformes, Protopteridae. Gene Ontology annotation, molecular function: protein binding. The record is from RefSeq and is a predicted model, not a curated record. The transcript is spliced from 3 exons.